Drosophila serrata is the source of this 2302-nucleotide messenger RNA. Its product is annotated as zinc carboxypeptidase. Gene Ontology annotation, molecular function: zinc ion binding; metallocarboxypeptidase activity. The record is from RefSeq and is a predicted model, not a curated record. Lineage: Eukaryota; Metazoa; Arthropoda; Insecta; Diptera; Drosophilidae. Gene Ontology annotation, biological process: proteolysis.
UGACGUGGCCAAUGAAAUACAUCUGGAUGACCAGGAAGAAGCUUACUUUGGAUAAAGUCACCCAAUCUUGGUCACUACACUGGAAGGAAGUAAACAAUGACGUGUCCUUUACUGCGCCAAAAGUUGAACAGAUUGAAGACCACGGAAGAGUUUUGCAUUUUCUCCCGAUAUUUCACACGGCCAUUAACAUUUUUGCGAAAUAUUUCUCCCCUUGGAAAUCCACUUUGAUGCGCCUUUCAUGUCCUGGCCAGGCUGCUUAGGAAAACCUCACACCUAGCAACAGGACUUACAGGACACACGUUGACGCACCUCAUGCGGUGACAACGACCGAGUCGUGUUUCCCUAAGACCCGCGCAAAAUAUGACCAAAGCCCCAACCAGGACCAAGUCCUUUAAGCACUCGCCACAGGACAUAAAAAAGAGAGGCAAGCGGCAAGUUCUGGUCGAAACUGAAACCGAAAAGGCCUAAACAAAAUGUUCAAACAGAAGACAGCGGCGGACCGAAGGCGGUCUGUGGAAAAUCUCUGCGAGCUCCAAGGGAAAUUUAUGGGCCUCGGGGCGGUAACUUCAUUAUGCAAUGACCUACAAUGAAAUGGGCUGCCGUUGCACAAAAUUUAUGUGCAAAGUUGAGAGACAGCCUAAGUACCAAGUGCUCAGACAACUCGAGCUGCUUCAAGACUGGGCUUUGGGUUUUUUCUUCGAUUUCUUCAGGCGCCCCGAAAUAGUUUUUUUUGUUAAGCUGAUAAAAUACCACACACACACUCUCGGGAAGUUAGCUCCACGGGUUGUCUGAGCGAUAAUGCCUAAUCAGGCGGCAGUUCUUCAGUUACCUCUGGGCCUUUCGAUCGAACGGUAUGUGGGUUAGAAUUCUUCUGGUAUUAGCCUACUUAGGUCUUGGUUUGGGUCUUGACCAAGUGCGCUAUGACAACUAUAAGGUGUACAAUGUGAAGAUCCACGAUUUGGAGCAGUUCCAGCUACUCAGGAGUCAGGAGAAGGUCUUAAAGCUCAGCAGUUGGCGUGAGGCUCGUCAUCUGGGGGAGUCCUCGGACAUUAUGCUCCCUCCUGAAUACCAGGAGACCUUCGAACACCUCCUGAUCAGCCACAACUUUAGCUAUAGCCUCAAGAUUGACAAUGUGCAGUAUCACAUCGAUGCCCAAAGGCCGAAGCAACGGAUAAGCUCCAUGGAGUGGACCCAGUUCCAUACCCUGGAUGAAAUAUACACCUGGCUAGACCUGAUAGAGUCCCGAUAUCCCGACAUAGUCAAACCCUUUACCAUUGGCAACUCCCACGAGGGCAGACCCAUUCGAGGGGUGAAGGUCUCUUAUAAAGAGGGAAAUCCCGCCGUUUUUAUAGAGUCCAACAUCCAUGCCCGCGAGUGGAUCACGUCAUCGACCAUUACCUACUUCAUCGAUGAGCUCCUGGUGCCCCGUAAUCCUGGUGUCAGGGAUAUAGCCCAAAAUGUGGACUGGUACAUCAUUCCCGUCCUGAACACCGAUGGAUUUGUAUAUUCGCACGAAGUGGAACGCCUUUGGCGCAAAUCGCGUUUGAACUCGGAUCCAACGGGGGAAUGUGUUGGAACAGAUCUAAACCGCAACUUUGACUAUCUCUGGAUGUUAACUGGCGCCAGUUCAGAUUUCUGCGAUGAAACCUAUGCUGGUCCUUCGGCGGAAUCCGAUGUCGAGAUCAGUCAGUUGACUGCCUUCAUAAACAACUCCAUACCUGAGGGAACUAUCAAGAUCUAUAUAUCCCUUCACUCUUACGGGCAGUACGUACUUUCUCCCUGGGGCCACACCGCUUCGGAGUUCCCAGAGCAUUAUCCCCAGAUGAUGCAUGUGGCCAAGGGCUUUUCGGAUGCUUUACUCCGGAGAUAUGGCACUGUAUUCACCUAUGGAUCCAGUGCUACCACUCUUUAUGAAGUCUCCGGAUCGGGCAAAGAAUGGGCCUAUGCGGUGAAGGGCAUCAAAAUUCCAUAUACCAUCGAGCUAAGGGACAAGGGUCAAUUGGGUUUCGUCCUGCCGCCGGAGGACAUUAUUCCAGUGGCCAGGGAGGUGACUGAGGGGUUUGUUGGGAUGAUUAACGCGGCUAGGGAAAUUGAUAUUCUUUAGGCAGUCUUAUAUGAAUAUUAAAAGAUAUUCACAACUUUUAAAUUAUCAUUCAUAUUUCUUCUAUGUGUGAUCAGAAUAGACAUUUCCAUAAGCAAGCUUUAAAUUUAAAAUCUCCUUCAAAAGUGUGCGAGGAAUUUUGUUAAUCAGUAUAACUUUAGACAGCAUGCAUAGUGACUUUACAUCUAGCUACGAAUUAAA